GUUUCUGCGUCUGCCGUGGACAGCGAAGCUGCUGCGGUUCCUGAGCCGGAGGAGUGCCUGUGAAGAAAACGGGGUAUUGCCCUGAGGCUUAUAUUCUGCCUCAGUUGUCUUUUCUUGAAAUAUUAUAAAUCAGAAUGUCUGCACAGUCAGUGGAAGAAGAUUCAAUACUUAUCAUCCCAACUCCAGAUGAAGAGGAAAAAAUUCUGAGAGUGAAGUUGGAGGAGGAUCCUGAUGGCGAAGAGGGAUCAAGUAUCCCCUGGAACCAUCUCCCAGACCCAGAGAUUUUCCGACAGCGAUUCAGGCAGUUUGGAUACCAGGAUUCACCUGGGCCCCGUGAGGCUGUGAGCCAGCUCCGAGAACUUUGCCGUCUGUGGCUCAGGCCAGAGACGCACACAAAAGAACAAAUCUUGGAGCUGGUAGUGCUGGAGCAGUUUGUUGCCAUCCUACCCAAAGAGCUACAGACUUGGGUUCGAGAUCAUCAUCCAGAGAAUGGAGAGGAGGCAGUGACAGUGCUGGAGGAUUUGGAGAGUGAACUUGAUGACCCUGGACAACCGGUUUCUCUCCGUCGACGAAAACGGGAAGUACUAGUAGAAGACAUGGUAUCUCAAGAAGAAGCUCAGGGAUUACCAAGUUCUGAGCUUGAUGCUGUGGAGAACCAGCUCAAGUGGGCAUCCUGGGAGCUCCAUUCCCUAAGGCACUGUGUAAUCAUUCCUUGAAGUAGUUGGAGAUGGUGCUGGUAUGCCACUGAAUGAGGUCUGAGCAGGUUUUCUUCACAUCUGAGGGGACAGUGCCAGCCAGUCAACUUUUGGGGUGGGGCUGAAGUCUGCUGAAAAUCUGCAGUUUUACAUGUUUCAUGGGACAUUCUUCUGUGCAAUAAAGUUUGAGAAGUAUCAUUCUUGAUAUAUGGGGCUGAUAUUUUCAACUUCUCAUCAUCUGAAUUUUAGAGUGACUUUUCACCUGCGUUCCUUAUUUCAGCUGUCUAGUCUCUUCCACACUUGGGAAUUUCUGUUUCCUGUGUGCCGUUUGUCUCCACUUAAUCUUCACGCUCCUCUGUUUUUCAAGUCUCCAAGCCUCACUAUCCUCCUCUAACCUUUCAGUCUCUCUCUCUUAGCCUUAUCUCCUGACUUGAUCUUUUUGUUAAUUAUUUACUGUUUUCCUCUUCGCUGAAGGCAGUUGCUAACCCUAUAUGAACUGGAUCUUUACUCCUUAAGGCAUGAAGUUUUAGAAAAGUCUUAAAUGACACUUGCUGUUAUCUCUGCCUGCGUGUGAGUGAUGCUAACCCAUGUUGGUAAUUCAGGCUUUUCUUUCAUUGGACACGUUUCACUGAGGCUUAGAAAUAACGAUUUUUCUAAGUACCAUGACAAAUACCACAUGGGAGAAGCUGCUUUUAUUGGAAAACUUUCAUUUAUUAGGGGCAUACUGAAUUUUUAUGUCAUGUCUUUGGUUAACACAGGAGGCCCCCAGCUUAUCUUCAGCCCCUUCUUGUCAAGACUCCUGUGUUCUGCUUUUAGGCUAACAUUGGCUGUGACCUGACUUGGCUUGUUCAUUUCAGAAAUAGCCACUUUCUGACAUGUUUUUCUAAUUUACAUCUUUGUAUUUUGAUGUAAUUUCUCCCUUUCUCAAAGUAAAAGAACAUUAUAAUGAUUUCCUAGUGGCCAAUUUUAUUUUAUUUUUAUUCUUACAAAGUUUCAUCCAUACCUAGCCACAUCAUUUUGACUAUCUCCCUAACCAUCUUAGAAUCUACCAUCUUUCUGACCUUUGUUUUCUGACUACCAUUUGUAAACCACUUGCCUAUGUUUUAUUCAGAUAUCCCUUAUAUCAUGAUGUUAUACUGUUAUUCAGAGUAAUUUCAUUUUUUCUUUUUUGAGAAUAGGCCUUAACACCAGUGUCAGAGUGGUUUAUAGAUGUGUGCUAGCUAUUUUAGUUCAUUAAAAAAAAAAUUUUUUUUAGGUUUCUUUUCCCUUAAUAGAUAAUGAAUGAUAUUUACAUUUUCUGUUUAUUUCAGAUGAUGAUGGUAGGACUGAAAAUGGAGCACUAGCUCCAAAGCAGGAGCUUCCUUCAGCAUUAGAAUCCCAUGAAGUUCCUGGCACUCUCAAUAUGGGUGUUCCUCAAAUUUUUAAAUAUGGAGAAACCUGUUUCCCCAAGGGCAGGUUUGAAAGAAAGAGAAAUCCCUCUCGAAAGAAACAACAUAUAUGUGAUGAAUGUGGAAAACACUUCAGUCAGGGCUCAGCCCUUAUUCUUCAUCAAAGAAUUCACAGUGGGGAGAAACCUUAUGGAUGUGUUGAGUGUGGGAAAGCAUUCAGCCGAAGUUCCAUUCUUGUGCAACACCAGAGAGUCCACACUGGAGAAAAACCUUACAAAUGUCUUGAAUGUGGGAAAGCCUUUAGCCAGAAUUCGGGGCUUAUUAAUCAUCAGAGAAUCCAUACUGGGGAGAAACCUUAUGAAUGCGUUCAGUGUGGGAAAUCGUAUAGUCAAAGCUCAAAUCUUUUUAGACAUCAGAGAAGACACAAUGCAGAAAAACUUCUGAAUGUUGUGAAAGUUUAAGAAAUUGAAAAAAAAAAAAGAAUCAGCACUCAGGUCUUUUUCUUCAGAAAUGAAGACAAAAUUUAAAAUAUGAAAUGAUGCAGAAUAGUUUUUUCCCUAUUGACUGUCAGAAAAUCCACUGGGAAAUGUAAAAAUCUUCACUCACCAUUAUGAUAUUUAUCUUGAAAGAAAUGGUGUCAUACCUGCCUAGAAACUGAAAUUUUAAACUUAAUUCAGGUCUUAAUGCCUAAAUUUUCCAUGUGAUGUUUAUAGUCUGUAUUACUUCUCCAAAUAAUGAACUACCUGAUUCAUUGUCCCUUUCUUGAAAGUUUCUUUUUUAAGACAAAUACAUUAUUUCUGCAUUGAUCAUUGAAAUGUUCUUUAUAUGGAUACAUUCCCUUAUAUAUUAAAAGGCAACAGGAAUUACAAAGUCUGAAAACCAUUUUAAACCAUCUUUUAAAAAUUUACCCUUAUUUCCUUUUACCUAAUUUGAAUAUGCAUUUGAGAAAAUAAGAGGAUAAAGGAUGGCUAAGAGCCUCAAAAUGAACCAUAAGAUCUCAGAUAAGAAGUGAUGGUGAUAAAACAUCAAAAAGUGAAUGGAACACCUUGAUUGGGGAAGAUAUGCAAAUACUUUGAUCUAAGAAUUGAAAUGUAUCAAGAAUUUAUAUUUUGCCUGCAGGAAAAUUCAAAAGCUACUCAUCCUCUCUAUAAUUUGGAGUCAUCUUACUAAUGAAAAUAAUGUUUUCCCAUAUAUUAUUAAAAAGCAUACAGUCUAAAUAAUAAACAGUUGUAAAAUAAUGAAGGUAGAAAUUAUAACACUAGGGAAAAAUUUGUAGCGGAUGGCAGUGUUGAAGGCAAAUGUAAACAUAAGGGUAAUGGUCUGUCAUGGCUUUUAGAAAAAGAUGAUAGAGUUCAUCAUUAUUUUGCCUUCAUCUUUGUUAAGGACAGAAAAUUCCCUGACAGGUGGGCAAGUAUCAGGUUACCUAUUUUUUAUUCCUUUGGUACAAAAGGGUUGAACGUCAGGCUAAAAAAGCAGCCAUGCAUUUAUUAUUAAACAUUUUCUACCGACAAGGCACUGUGCUAGGUACUGUAAUCCUACCAUAAGUAGGUAGGUAUUUCUUCCACUGUAAAUCAUAGGGGUUUGCUGUUUUAUGUGAGUUAGCCUCUUCCCCUUGUCUGAGCAUUCCUCAGGGGAGGUCACCUGUGAGGUUCCCAGAACUGUAGUUUUUUUUACCAGGGUGUUGUAUUUGGAGGGGGAGGAGGACUCGGCUCAAAAGAGCUAGCUGGCUCUCCAGUGUUCAGAGGUGAGUCCACGAUACUCUUACCACAAUUUGGAAGUUUGUGAAUCUUUUUAAAGAACUAAUCAAUCUCUAAUAGCAUUGAGGUUGUACCUACAUAUUAAGUUGAAUGGACUGUUCUAUUUAAAAAAUAAACAACUAGACAAUUAACUAGUUUAUUAACCUAUCACAAUUGAAUUUUUUUUUAAUUUUCAGUCUUAACACAUUUUUUAAAAUGUAUUAAAGUAAUACAUUGUAGUAGUAGGAUUAUAUACUCCUUGGCUGAGAAUUCCAAGUACUGUGGUUCUACUGUUUAGUGGAAAACUCUGGAAGUUAAAAUAUAGAAUAUGAGAGGAGGCUUUUUUAUAAUGGGCAUCAUUGUGUGGAAAAUGACCCAUGUGAAUACAAAUAUUUCCUAGUUCAGAGAUUUUGGUUAUAUCUGGUGCUUGGAUCAAGUUUAAAAAUGGAAGGUGAGAUUUUGCAUGAGCCUAUUAAAAAGCAUAGUAAUAAAUGCAAGGCCAGCUGGUGGAAAAGUGAGGCAGAAUGGAGCUUGUUUAUAGGUUUUCUGAUAACAAUUAUAAAAAAUGUGCUUUAUAGAUUAAGAUUUAUUGAAGUAUAAAUAUGUAGUAAUGAUAUAAUGUAUUUUAAGUUAUACAAGAAAAUGUAGGGACUUUUGUUUGGGUCUUUUUCUCUUUGUGGCUGAGGGGAAACAAGUCAGUGUCCAAUAAAGCUGUAAACUCCUCUGCUCUAAGAUAAAUGAUGUGAUUUAUUUAUUUAUAACUGGCUUCUUUCCAAGUAGGUUUUCAGGUGGCAUAUUUGGAAGACGGCUGGAAUGACAGAAUUCUUGUAUCAGAGUAGGUAAGAAGGGAGCAACCUCUCAAUGGCUAUUAUGUCAUGCUUUUUAAGAUCGUAUGCGGUUCCUAUAUACAAGGAAGCUUCCCUGUGGUAGAUUUGUCAUAAAUGCCAAAGAUAUUUGGUAAUGUGAGUGUAGAAAAAGUAGUAUGAGGGUUGGCAAAUACUGUUUUUGUCUUGGCAGCUCUAAUAUCUGCAUUGUUCAGAAAGGAUUCUGAGGCUAAGGCAAAGCUCUGUGGGAAAAAGGGACUGGACCAAAAAAAACUGGAUGGUGGCACACAAGAAGAGGAAAUGAUGAGAUGUGUACUUUCUAUCUCUGGUUAGGCUUAGUCCCCACUAGACAAAUUGAUUUUAAAUACUAUGUAGUGAUUUUUAAAUUCCAUCCACACAUUCAUUACCCACACAGAUAAUCAUAGAAAUUUGGGGGAGUGCCUAGCUUCUGAUGAAGUGGUGAUAUGGCAGUGCCAAGCAGUGGCAUCGCCAGAGUAUCUGUUUGGUUAGCAAAUGAGCAGUCAUUUUAGGUCAUGCAGAUUGCUGAUAUCUGCCCAGUAGCCACUGAGCAUUUGCUGGUUUUUUCUUCUGGCUUUCUUGGAGGUUAAGCUCUCUGUAGUCAUACCCAGUUGGUACUUGAUCUUUAGCAAUAUGUCUCAUAUUCAUGUAAAUUGAAGGGAGGGUUACAUGUACUGAAAUAAUCUGCAUGCUAGGCAUUGGCUUAGACACCGUACCUAUCUCACUUAGAUUUGUGGACUAGGAAAGCAAGAUUCAGAGAUCAUGUGACUUGCAUGUGGCCUAGAGAUAAAAUUCAAAUCUGGUUCUGUAGACUCCAGGGACAUAUUCACCAUGCCAUGGGUGGUGGCUAUUAAACCUUGAUAAAUUUGUGUUUAUGGUUAACAAAUGUGAAAGCUAUUAAACAUUGCUGGUUUGAAUUUUUUACAGUGCAGAAAUGUAAAAUGAAAAAGGAUAUUUCCUUUCACAGUGUUACCGAGAAGUCAUGAUAAUUUCGUUUGUUCUUCCAGAUUUAGGCAUAUACUUAUUUAAUCAAUAAUGUGUUAACAGCUGACACCUGUGGUUGCUGUGACAGGCACUAUUUGAAGUGCUUUAUCAUGGAUUAACUCUUAAUCCUCAGCUACCGUAUAAAGUAGGACAUAACCCCAUUUCACAUGCACUACACUGAGACUUGCCUCCUCUCCCCCCACAUUGAAGAUGUUCUUUUUUCAUAACUAUAUACUAUUCCAUUGCAUGAAUAUUCUGUAAUUUAUUUAAUCCCCUAUGGAUUGAUAAUUAGGUUCAUUAUAGAUAGAAGUGUAAUUAACAUUCCUGUACAUGUAUUUUGCUACUUGUGUGGGUAUUUCUGUAGGAUGAAUAACUAGAAAUUUAUUGGAUCAGGUUUCACAUUUGCAGUUUUGAAAACUACUACCAAAAAGAUUUCACCAAUUUACAACUCCAUCAUUAGUAAGAAUGCCUGUUUGCCUAUAGUCUGCCAACCCUGAAUCCUUAAAAAUUUUUGCCAAUCUGGUAGGCAAAAUUUCUUUCUUUUCUUUGAAUAUUAAUGAGGAGGAACAUCUUUUCAUGUUUCUUGGCCAUUUGCAUUUCCUAUUAUGAAUUGCUUUUGCCCAUUUUCCUUUUUUUAAUUAUGAAAGUCUAAUGACUACCUUCUCAUUGUAUAAAAAACACAGUUCUUUGAAUAGAGAGACCCUUUUCUCCAAUGCUACCAAUCACAUUCCACUUACCACAGUUUAACAUACAUCCUCUAGUCACCUUUCCGUACGAAUAUACAUACACAUAAAAACACUUUUUACAUAAAUAGGAUCUCAUAUUCUGUAGCUUUUUAAAAUUUUGGUCUCAAAAAAAGAUAACAGGUCUUUAAAUUUCUUUAAUGGUUGAAUAUGAUUAAAUACUAUGAAAAUGCCAUUAUUUAUUCCCUUAAUUUUUUUCCUCUCGCUAUUACAUUGCCAAAGUAAACAUCCUAUUCAGAUGUCUUUGUGCAUGUGUGUGAAUAUUUCUUUAGUCUGGAGUCCAGUAAGGUGGAUUUUUGGAUCAAAGGGUUUGUUCUCUGUCCACCUUCAGUCUUCCCAAAGGCCUUCAUAACUGUAUUUUCACCAAGUGUAUGGAGAAUGUUCAUUUCCCCAUAUAACCAUACCUACACUUGAUAGUUUUUAUCUGUUGGGCGAAAAAGAACCUUUUCUUAUUUUGCAUUUCCCUGAUUAUAAAAAAAAAUGGUGAGAUUGGGGUUAUUUUCAUGUUUAUUGGCCAUUUAUAGUUUACUGUGGAUUGUUUGUAUCCCUUACCUGCUUUCUAUUGGGUUAUGUGUGGAUAUAUUGUUUUUAUUUGUUCAGCAUCUCCUUCCCCAUCUUCUGGUAACACAACCUUUAUUUAUUUGUGGGGAACCUAUUCCCUGUGGCUUAGGUGAGCAUGUGACCAGGCCUGGCCUCCUGAGUCCCACAGCUUCCUAGCCACAGUGAUAAAAGAAUGGGUAUAUAACUUAAGCCAGGCUAAGGAAAGCCCUUAACAGAACUUCUGCUGGAACUACUGGAAAGAAGGCUUUAUGGAGAUCCCAGGAACCAAGGACCAUGUAAGCCUGAAUUUGUGCCAUGUGGAGAGAGUCUGUCUGAGGAGAAACUCGGAUGCUAGCAGAAAUGGAAAGAGAACUAAGUUCUGAUGUCAUUUUUCUGGAGGCCCUAGAUCCAGCUGUGCCUAAAGCCUGCCCUACCUCCGGACUUUAAAGUUUUGUGAGCCAAUAAAGUCCCUUUCUUGUUUAAGAUAAUUGAAUUGAGUUUCUGUUCUGAUUAAUAUAGGUUAUUUGUAUUUUCUUAUUGAUUUGUAGAAAACCUUUGUAAUUUUAAAUUCUAGACUUUAUGCACUAUAUAAGUUAAUAAAAUUAGCAUGGCCUUCCAUGA
Homo sapiens (human) is the source of this 7549-nucleotide messenger RNA. It is a transcript of the gene ZNF24, whose product is annotated as zinc finger protein 24. Gene Ontology annotation, molecular function: sequence-specific DNA binding; DNA-binding transcription factor activity. Gene Ontology annotation, cellular component: nucleus. The record is from RefSeq and is marked validated. NCBI's taxonomy places the organism in Eukaryota, Metazoa, Chordata, Mammalia, Primates, Hominidae. Gene Ontology annotation, biological process: myelination. The transcript has 4 exons. Bases 135 to 716 code for a protein of 193 amino acids.